Molecule: messenger RNA, 899 nt
Organism: Fulmarus glacialis (Northern fulmar)
Lineage: Eukaryota; Metazoa; Chordata; Aves; Procellariiformes; Procellariidae
Product: dedicator of cytokinesis protein 11-like
Exons: 4
Biological process (GO): positive regulation of GTPase activity; small GTPase-mediated signal transduction; positive regulation of filopodium assembly
Molecular function (GO): guanyl-nucleotide exchange factor activity
Source: RefSeq, a predicted model, not a curated record
CAUGACUUUUCAAUCUAUAAAUUUCCUUUGCUGUUUCUGGUAGCUCUGAACUCCUUUCCAUACGUAAAGAAGAGAAUUCCGGUCAAUUAUGAACAUCAGGUUAAUUUAAAACCAAUUGAUGUCGCUACUGAUGAAAUAAAAGACAAGACGGCAGAGCUGCAGAAACUCUGCUCUGCUGGUGAUGUUGACAUGAUCCAGCUGCAACUCAAAUUGCAAGGCUGUGUUUCUGUGCAGGUUAAUGCUGGUCCCUUGGCCUAUGCCAGAGCUUUCCUAAGUGACAGCCAGUCCAGCAAAUAUCCUACUAAGAAGGUGAAUGAGUUAAAAGAAAUGUUCAGGAAGUUUAUACAAGCCUGUGGAAUUGCUCUGGAGCUCAACGAGCGACUCAUUAAGGAGGAUCAAGUGGAGUACCAUGAGGGGCUAAAAUCAAACUUUCGGGAUAUGGUGAAAGAGCUUUCUGACAUCAUCCACGAACAGAUCUACCAUGAAGAUACAAUGCAUUCGCCGUGGGUGCAUGACUCCCUACAUGUCUUCUGUGCGAUCAGCGGAACAUCUGGUGAUGGAAGUUACUGCUCACUCAGACCCACUGCUGAAAUAUAAACAUAUCAGCCAUAUUUUACAGAGCUUUCUCAGGAAUACUUGGAACUUGGAACUGUACAAAGGAUGUUUAAAAAAAUCCAUGACGAGCAAAGAUUCAAUUUUUUUUUUCCCCCAAAAUAAGUUGCCAUGCUUUCAAACAGGGUGCUUGCUUAUUUUGCUGAGCAACAUUGAAAGUGCCUGGACAUUGCACCACUGUGCUUGUUUUCUACUAUUGUUUUUUUAAGCUAAAUGUAUAACAGGACAUGGAAAGGCAGUUGUCUAAAUAUGUAUUGAAUUGCUGAACUAUGGAUUGAAAUGAUAAC